AUGCCUCGCGACCCGCUGAUCGGCCUCGUGGGCAAGCCGUCGUCCGGCAAGUCGACAACUCUAAACAGUUUGACAGAUGCUACCUCCAAAGUCGGUCCAUUCACGACUAUCGAUCCCCAGCGCGCCAUUGGCUACCUCCAAAUCGAAUGCCCCUGCGCGCGCCUCAACCUUGCCGACCGCUGCAAGCCCAACUAUGGUGGCUGCGUCCAAGGACGGCGAUCCGUCCCUAUAGAACUUCUUGAUGUCGCCGGUCUUGUUCCAGGCGCACAUAUGGGAAAAGGUCUCGGGAACAGGUUUUUGGACGACUUGCGACACGCAGAUGCGCUGGUACACGUAGUUGAUGUAAGCGGGACAACCGACGCAGAGGGCAAGGCGACAAGAGGCUACGAUCCAAGUCAGGAUAUUGUUUGGCUGAGGAGUGAGAUUGUGAGAUGGAUACAAGGCAACCUCAUGGAGAAGUGGGGCAGCAUCAAGAGGAGGCAUGUCGCUAUCAAAGCUACGGCGGUCGAGACACUACAGAACCAAUUCUCGGGGUACGGGUCAACGUCCAGUGUCGUCGCGCGCUGCCUCGAUCGUCUUGCCCUCAAGGAACCACUACAAGACUGGUCUGACGAGACCAUCGAACGAGUGGUAAACGCCUUCACCGACGAGAAAUUUCCUACCGUUAUCGCCCUCAACAAGAUUGAUCAUCCCGAUGCCGACAAGAACAUAGCCAAGAUUGCGAAAACCGCAGACCCGAAGAGUAUAGUGCUGUGCAGUGCCAUAUCCGAAGUAUUCCUAAGGAAGCUGGCAAAACAAGGCUUUAUCAAAUACACAGAAGGCAGUGAGUUCGUCGACACAAGAGAAGACUUGAUCGAGCAGGGCGACCCUGAUGGAGGCGGACUGAAAGAGCUGGACGAGAAGCUCACGACACGUAUUGAGAACCUGAAAGAUAUGGUUCUUUACCGAUUCGGUAGUACAGGCGUCGUACAAGUCCUGUCUCGGGCAGCUGAACUCCUUGGUCUAGUUCCAGUCUUCCCAGUUCGGAAUAUACAUACGUAUACUAGCGGAAGUGCGAGCUCAACGGCUGUAUUCAGGGAUUGUGUACUUGUUAAGAAGGGAAGCACGGUGGGUGAUGUGUACCGGAAGGUCAUGGGUGAUGCACCCAUGGCAUAUGUGGAAACCGAGGGCGGGAGAAGAGUUGCAGAAGACGAUGUUGUUGCUGUAGGAAAGAACGAUAUUUUGAGCUUCAAGGUUGGAAGAGCAUAAUACAGCCUUGGUGUUAAAAAUAAACCUUAGACAAUACUGAACUCGAAUACCACAACUCUCAACGCAGCUUGCCAGAAUUCAUGGCAUCCUAGCUGAACAACGUGGGAUUCGAAACUUCAGCAAACACUUCAGGGACUUACUAUCGAUCUUUCGAUUGCAUUAUUGAACGUGUUCGUAUCCUUGCAGAGCCAUGAAAGCCAAUAAAUUCACUCCUCAUCUUCCCGCUCUAACGCAUACAACUCCUUUGGCCUUCCUCCACCAUCACAACUAGAGAAUUUCCACCACGUCCAGUGGACACUACCGGCUACAUUGAC
Messenger RNA from Alternaria alternata, 1562 nucleotides. Its product is annotated as P-loop containing nucleoside triphosphate hydrolase protein. The coding region runs from base 1 to 1248 and encodes 415 amino acids. The record is from RefSeq and is a predicted model, not a curated record. Gene Ontology annotation, molecular function: ATP hydrolysis activity; GTP binding. The transcript is spliced from 4 exons. Gene Ontology annotation, cellular component: cytoplasm. Lineage: Eukaryota; Fungi; Ascomycota; Dothideomycetes; Pleosporales; Pleosporaceae.